CCCCGCCUACCAGGAAAGCGAGCCCAGAACGCCGACUCCGCCCUCGCCGGCAUGAAGCCUCCACAGCGGCGGCGAGCGGCCCCGGCGCGCUACCUGGGCGAGGUGACCGGCCCCGCGGCCUGGAGCCCCCGCGAGAAGCGGCAGCUGCUACGACUACUGCAGGCGCGGCAGGGCCAGCCGGAGCCGGACGCCACUGAGCUGGCCCGAGAACUGCCGGGCCGCAGCGAGGCCGAGAUCCGGGACUUCCUGCGGCAGCUCAAGGGCCGCGUGGUCCGGGAGGCCAUUCAGAGGGUGCAUCCAGGUGGCCCGCAGGGUCCAAGGCGCCGGGAAACACAGACCCCGGCCCCCAUCGAGGUAUGGAUGGAUCUGGCUGAGAAGAUAACAGGCCCGCUGGAGGAAGCCCUGACUGUGGCUUUUUCACAGGUACUCACCAUCGCGGCCACAGAGCCCGUCAGCCUCCUGCACUCCAAGCCCCCCAAGCCCACACAGGCGCGUGGAAAGCAGCUGCUGCUCAGCGCCCCUGGAGGGCGGGAGGACUCGAGCCCUGAGACCCCGGAGACCCCUGGCCCCGCCCCCAAGACAAGUGACCCCGCCCCCAAGACAAGUGACCCCGCCCCUGAGGCACCUUCCGAAUCCCUGGCUGAUCCCGCGGCUGAAGGAGAUCUCUCCGUGGACUUUGAGAAGAUCUACAAGUAUCUGUCAGCCAUCUCCCGCAGUUGCCAGGGCCCUGAACUUUCUGCAGCUGAGUCAGCUGUGGUCCUUGACCUGCUGCUGGCACUUCCGGAGGAGCUCCCCCGCCUGCCCUGCGCGGCCCUGGUUAAACAUAUGUCGGAUACGUACCUGCGCCUGACGGCCCCCCAGCCGGACCCAGCUGGUGAGGGCCUGGGGCCCAGAGCUGAGAAUGGCGGGACAAGCCCCAGGGGGCCGGAGGAGGCCAGCCAGGCCAUGCCCCAGGCCCCAGAGAAUGCUGGGCCCAGUGAACCGAGAUCUGCUUGGCAAGCAGCUGGGGUCUGCCCCCUGAACCCGUUCCUGGUGCCCCUGGAAUUUCUAGGCCAGGCAGCCACCCCUGCACGUUGAAGGCCUGGCAGGCAGAGGACACACCAGACAUCUGUGAACCCCCUGGCCCUCAGUCCUGCGUGGGCUGGCACUGGGUUGUCAUGAGUCGCGGCGGAAGGUACCGGACACGGUGGGCGUUAUGGGGCGGCUUUUAAGAUGACUGAUCCCGCGGGGCUCUCCGAAACAAGCAGCACAGUUGUACAGGCAUUUGGCCACAGAACUGAGGUGGGGGCGGCCAGGCAGGCUUGGCUAAAGCCACUGUCAAAUCCAAACCCUCCCCCCUGGGCUCCCCGCCCCCGCCCCAGCUCCUGUGUCUUCCAACAUCCUGUAUCCUAUGUCCUGUAACUGUGAGUAAAGUUCCUGUCAAUCCUC
Felis catus (domestic cat) is the source of this 1428-nucleotide messenger RNA. It is a transcript of the gene SNAPC2, whose product is annotated as small nuclear RNA activating complex polypeptide 2. Gene Ontology annotation, biological process: snRNA transcription. The coding region runs from base 52 to 1077 and encodes 341 amino acids. The transcript is spliced from 5 exons. Gene Ontology annotation, cellular component: nuclear body. NCBI's taxonomy places the organism in Eukaryota, Metazoa, Chordata, Mammalia, Carnivora, Felidae. Gene Ontology annotation, molecular function: RNA polymerase II general transcription initiation factor activity. The record is from RefSeq and is a predicted model, not a curated record.